This is a messenger RNA of Elaeis guineensis (African oil palm), 2986 nucleotides long. Its product is annotated as probable transcriptional regulator SLK2. The record is from RefSeq and is a predicted model, not a curated record. NCBI's taxonomy places the organism in Eukaryota, Viridiplantae, Streptophyta, Magnoliopsida, Arecales, Arecaceae.
CGGUCAGGCGGUCACCUCGUCCCCGGUUCGCUUCACUGCCCGACGCCAUAUAAAGGACAGCUCGUCGGUGCUGGGUCACGGAGAGGGGCGAGAAGAGCGAAAGAAGAGGCGUGGCAUCUCUCUAAUUUUUCUCUUUUCGGUCUUCUUUUGUGGCCAGUUCUGGCUCGAAUUCGAACGAGGAAAGACGUGAAUUUUGUUGAAUGCGCCAAGAUUAGGGGUUGAAUUCUUUCAGUGGAGGGGGUAUUUUAGGGAGCGCUAGUGCUGGAUAGCGACCUGGAUUCCAGCCGCCAGCUGGGAGCCACCCCCUUGGUGGCCCCGUCACGAGUCGCUGGUGGUGGAGGUCAGUCCCAGUCUUCCUCAGCCUCUGGCAUCUUCUUCCAAGGCGACGGCCAAAACCCAGCCCAAGUAAACUCCAUGUCAGUCACUGGGCGAGCUGGUCUCAGUCCAGCCUCCGGUGACAUGAACCGUGGGAUCCUCAGCAGUGCUGCAAACUCCUCCGGGCCUAGUGUUGGCGCAAGCUCGCUGGUUACAGAUGCCAAUUCGGCGCUCUCCGGAGGGCAUCAACUACAGCGCAGCACCAGCAUCAACACUGAGUCCUACAUGCGUCUGCCUGCUUCACCUAUGUCCUUCUCAUCCAACAAUGUGUCUGGUUCCUCAGUGAUGGAUGGUUCCUCCAUUGUGCAGCAGAGCCCGCAUCAUGACCAGGUGCAGAAGCAAGUGGCCUCCAGUGCCACGUCUCAGCUGACAGCACAGGAGCUGGGUGAUUCAUCAAAUCCCCAGAAGAAACCACCGGUUGAUAUGAGGCCAGAUAAUGCUUCUCAGAAUCAGGUGAUCCAGCAGCUUCUGCAGAGGCAUCAGAGUCCACAGCUACAGGCUUUAAUACAACAGCAGAGGUUAGCACAGCGUCAAGCUCAACAGCAGCAAUUGCUGCAAUCCUUUCCACAGAUGCAGCGAGCCCAGAUAGCGCACCAACAACAACAGAACUUGAGACACUAUAUGCAGCAGCAGACUAUGCAGCCAAGUACCCCUGCUAAAUGGCCCCUGGAUAAUGGGAUAUGUGCUCGCCGUCUUAUGCAAUACUUGUAUCAUCAGCGUCAUCGUCCGCCUGAUAAUUCUAUAAAAUACUGGAAGAAAUUUGUGGCAGAGUAUUUUGCACCACGAGCUAAGAAAAGAUGGUGCUUGUCUUUGCAUGACAAUAUAAGCAACCAUGCCUUAGGUGUUUUCCCACAAGCUACUACGGAUCCAUGGCAAUGCAACAUCUGUGGUUCUAGAGCAGGAAAAGGAUUUGAGGCAACUUUCGAAAUACUUCCAAGGCUUUAUCAAAUUAAAUUUGAUCGUGGGGUUAUUGAUGAGCUACUAUUUCUCAACAUGCCUCAUGAAUGUCAGUUAUCCUCAGGAGAAAUGGUCUUCGAAUAUGCGAAGGCUGUUCAAGAGAGUGUUUAUGAACAUCUACGUGUUGUUCGUGAGGGACAACUACGAAUCAUAUUCACACCGGAAUUAAAAAUUUUGUAUUGGGAGUUUUGUGUACGGCAUCAUGAAGAGUUUGCCCCUCGUAGACUAUUAGCACCUCAGGUGAGCCAGUUGUUACACAUUGCACAGAAAUAUCCAACUGCUGUAACUGACAGUGGUUCUGCUGGAGUCUCACACCAAGAUUUGCAAGCUGCAUGCAACAUAAUUGUUCAAACAAGUUGUCAGCUGGCAAAAAAGCUGGAAUUACAGUCCUUAAAUGAUUUAGGAUUUUCAAAAAGAUUUGUGCGAUGCUUGCAGAUAUCUGAGGUGGUAAAUAGCAUGAAGGACUUAAUUGAUUUUAGCCAGAAGCACAAGAUUGGACCCAUAGAGAGCUUGAAGAAUUAUCCUCAACAUGCUGCUGGGAAGCUAGAAAACCAUAAGAUGCAGGAACAGAAGCAACCGAUUACUGCUCAUGGUCUGCCAGCUGGUCAGACAGCCUUGAAUAAAACCAUGGGCAUUCAUCCUGGAAUAAGAAGCAACACGAGCAAUAACGUUGCAGCUAGCCAAGUCCUUAGUAAUGUCCCACAGAGUGCUGUGGCGGUGAAUAACCAUCAGAACUUACUGAAGAAUCAUGGGAAUGCAAAUCUAAAUGUAUUUCAGCAGGAAGCAUUAAGUACCAUAAGUGGCCCCAACCAUGCAAAGUGUGGGCAAUUUCAGGGCUCUGUUUCCUCGCUUCUGACAAAUGCAUCUGUGAGUGGUGUACCUGGUUCGCAUCAACAGCAAUCUGUGUUGAAUGAUACCUUGUAUCAGCAGAGUAAUCUACAGCCUUCACAGGUGAGCCAGCACGUGCAGCAACGUGUAAUUCAGCAGUUGUUGCAAGAGUUUAUUAAUAAUGGAGGAGCACUACAACAGGCUCCUAGUGUCCCUGAUGCAAAUGGAAACAUGCUGACUGGAGGUGUUGGCAGUAGCAUUGGUGGCAUGGGAAGUUUGCCGGUCAGGAUGAACACUGGGUCAGUCAAAAAUGGAAUUGGUUUGGGCAGUGCCCCUGCCAAAAUGUCCAGUAAUGCCUUGGCACCAGCACAGAGCUGGAGCAACAGUUUCAAAUCUGUUGCCGGCAGUCCUGCUAUGAGUGGCAACAGCCUGAAUUCUAGAGCAGACUUGCCUCAAAGCGUAGAUCUGCCAGAGUUGGAUCAAAUUGCUGAAGAAUUUGCAGAGAAUGGGAUAUUUAAUGGUGAGCCCUGGUGAUGUAGGAUGUGGAUCGAAUGUUUGGAAAUAUUUAGGUGGUUGACAAUUUAGUAAGCUUAAAAGACUAUUGUAUAGUAGCGUAGCUUAGAUAUAGUGAUUCCCCUUUCAAUUAUGUCAUGACACUGAUAAGUUAUCUAGUUGGCAGUUUUGAGCUUCACCAUUUCAAACUGCAUUUAUCACACCUGCAGGGACAAUUUCAAUGUGGUUUUUCAAAGUUUUGUAGACCAUUUGCAUAGAUUUAUCUUGAGUUAUGGCUAACUUCAAAGUUAAACCCCAAAAGAUGAUAGUUUCA